UAUAUUAACUUUUGCUCCCGUCAACAGCAGCUUACUCUAUACAACAAGAUGACUGUCUCUGAAACUCCUGCUUCUUCUGGAUACGAAAUCACUGGAUUCAAGACCACUGAAAAGCUUUUUGAAUUCAAAAAGUUCGUACACCAUGAAAAGCCAUUGACCGAACACCAAGUCUAUGUCAAGAUCAAGGCUUGUGGUGUCUGCCACACCGACAUGGAUUAUGCUCCUGUCCCCAAUACUGUCUUGGGUCAUGAAGCCGUCGGCGAAAUCGUUCAUGUUGGAUCUAGCGUCAAGAGCGUCAAGCCCGGAGAUCUGGUUGGUUUUGCCUACUUGAAGAAUUCCUGCAACGACUGCUUGUUGUGCCAUUCGGGUGACGAUAUCAUGUGCCGCAAGCGUGUCAUGUUCCCCGAAGGUUUGAACAAUGGUUAUGCCUAUAGUGCUGUAUGCGAUGGUCGUUACGUUUACAAGAUUCCCGAUGGUAUUGAAGCCAAGCAUGCUGGUCCUUUGAUGUGUGCCGGUGCCACCGUUUUCUCGGCAAUGUAUAACAUCAACUUGAGCCCUACUGCUCGUAUUGCUAUUGUCGGUAUCGGAGGCCUUGGUCAUCUUGGUUUGCAAUUCGCUCGCGCUUGGGGUUGUCAUGUCGUCGCAAUCUCUACUUCCAGGGAUAAAGAAGAAGAAGCUCUCAAGUUUGGUGCACAUGAAUACUGGUGCUCCAAGGACUUUACUCCCGAAUUUAUCGAAAAGGCUGAAAAGUUCGAUAUGAUCUUGAACACUGUCGCUGUCAAUUUGGAUUAUCAAACCUAUCUGGACUUGUUGGCUCCUAACGGUGAUCUUAGAAUGGUGGGCAUUCCUCAGGGUGAGAUCAAGUUUGGACCUAUCCUUCCUUUCUUGCUGGAUCAAAAGAAGUUUACGGGUGCCAUCUUGGGUGGUAGAAAACUGAACACUCUGAUGCUUCGCUUUGCCGCCCGCCACAAGAUCCGUCCGCAGAUUGAAGAGUUCCCCAUGACCGAAGAAGGUAUCCAAACCGCCAUCCACCACCUUCGUGAUGGCAAACCGCGAUACCGUGGUGUUCUCAUUACUCCUGAAGAGGACAAGCAGUGUGACGAUGCUCAGCGCUGACUCUCUUAUCCCACACUCUCGACACUCUCCCUCUCCGUCUUCCUCUUUCUUUCUCUCCUACUCUCUUUUGUUUAAAGCCCAAUUAUACGAUCCAUUAACAUCAUCUUUCUAUUACAUUCUUCAAUUCUUCUGCUCCCGCAUUUUUGACAAUCAGCAUACAUCCAAAAUAAAUAAAACACCGGAUGGUAUUUGGAGUGGCGCAAUUAAAUUAUAUCGUUUUGACAUCCACACGGUUACCUUUUCU
Zychaea mexicana is the source of this 1360-nucleotide messenger RNA. Its product is annotated as chaperonin 10-like protein. Gene Ontology annotation, biological process: alcohol metabolic process. Gene Ontology annotation, molecular function: zinc ion binding; alcohol dehydrogenase (NADP+) activity. The record is from RefSeq and is a predicted model, not a curated record. The coding region runs from base 49 to 1116 and encodes 355 amino acids. The transcript is spliced from 5 exons. Lineage: Eukaryota; Fungi; Mucoromycota; Mucoromycetes; Mucorales; Lichtheimiaceae.